Theileria parva strain Muguga is the source of this 1793-nucleotide messenger RNA. RefSeq names its product WD domain G-beta repeat protein (gene SMU1). Lineage: Eukaryota; Apicomplexa; Aconoidasida; Piroplasmida; Theileriidae. Gene Ontology annotation, cellular component: precatalytic spliceosome. Bases 175 to 1770 code for a protein of 531 amino acids. Gene Ontology annotation, molecular function: protein binding. Gene Ontology annotation, biological process: mRNA splicing, via spliceosome. The transcript is spliced from 14 exons. The record is from RefSeq and is a predicted model, not a curated record.
GUUACAUUUGUAUUUUAAUUAUUUCAGAUAAUUUACACCUCUAUUGGAUGUUAUGGGUGUAAUAUUUGUUUAAAUAUUUGGAAUCUUAUCCAUAUUUUAUAUAACGUUAAUUGUCAUACUCAGACUUAAUUAAUAUUAAAAUGUACAUAUAUAACUGUUUUUUACACCUUUAAAAUGGAUCGAAACAUUGGUGUGUCUAGUGACGAUGUUGUGAAAUUAAUUCUGCAAUAUCUGAAAGAAAACAACUUAAAGAAAACUCUACUUAUGAUGCAAGAGGAGACCGGAGUUUCUUUAAACAGUGUUUCAAACUUGGAAGUUUUAAUUUCUGACGCACAAAUGGGUAGAUGGAGUCAAGUUUUAGAGACAAUAGACACAAUGAAAUUAUCGCAGGAUACAUUAUUUAAGCUAUACGACCAGAUUGUGAGGGAACUGGUUGAUUUGAAGGAAACCAAGCUGGCAUUACUUUUAAUGGAGAACUGUGCUCCCCUGGUUUCAAUGCAAAAAAGUGACCCUGACAACUAUAGAAGAUUGUUGGAAUUGUGCAAGAACAGACCAAGUGAUUCAAAGGAAAUUUACGCAGGAAUAUCAACUGACGCAUCUCACCACCAUCUGACUAAAGAAAGGAAAAGAAACAUUGUAGCGGAAGCUCUUUCUAAGGAUAUAGAACACGUACCACAGUCUAGACUACUUGCCUUGUUGGGAAUGGCGCUGAAAUGGCAAAAUCAUGUAGGAAUAUUACCCCCUGGAGAGAAAUUCGACGUCUUUAAAAACAUUUCUAAAAUGUCAGACGAAGCACCCGAAUAUGUUAAAAACAUUAGUAAAAUCAUUAAGUUUGCCGAGAAUUCACAUCCUGAGUGUGUAGUUUUUACUCCAAACGGUCAAUACUUGAUUUCUGGUUCCUCGGAUGGAUUUAUCGAAGUUUGGAACUGGAGUUUGGGAGUUUUGGAUACUGAAUUGUCAUACCAGGCAAAUGACCAUUUCAUGUUACAUGAAACCUUAAUAACAUGUUUGGCAGUUAGUAGAGACUCAGAAGUUCUUGCAAGUGGUGACCAGAAGGGUAAUAUAAAGAUAUGGAAAAUUGAUACUGGCGAAUGCCUAAAAACCAUGAAUAAUUCACACAAAGGAGCCGUAACAUGCGCCACAUUCAGUAGGGAUUCAUCCUGUCUUUUGACUGGGUCUUUCGACUCACUUGCAAGGAUUCAUGGGCUAAAGUCGGGAAAGCCACUGAAGGAGUUUAGAGGCCAUACAUCCAUAGUAAACACAGUGGUUUAUUCAAUGGAUGGAACUAGAGUUAUCACAGGCUCGAGCGACGGAUUUGUGAAGGUCUGGGAUACAAGGACCUGUGAAUGCCUAAAAUCAUUUGCAGCCUUCAUACAGCGCGAAAACGAUGACAGAGACGGCCCUUUGAUAUCAAAAUCAGUCAACACAAUACUAAAUUUAAGCACAGCGGGUCAAAGUGAAAUGUUCCUGGUGUGCUCAAAAUCGCCAGUUCUGAAGCUUUUUAACAUGAACGGAAGUUGUUCAAGGGAAUUUACACACGAAGAUAUCGAAAACGUUUGCUUCCUGGAUGUUUCAGUGUCGAAGAAAUUUGAAUGGCUUUACGCUCUGGGAGAUGAUGAUCAGGUUUAUUGCUUCAACUUCAAAUCAGGAAGUUUAGAUAAUGUUCUCAAGGUCCACGACAAGGAGGCUAUUGGUCUUGUACAUCACCCAUAUAACUCAUUACUGGCAUCUUGGGGACUAGAUCGCACAAUUAAAAUAUUAUGUCCCUAAAUUUAAUGUUUUUUAAGUAAUUA